UGAGCUUUUCAUCUCAACGACAUGUAGGAACUACAGGUGAUCUGAAUUAUAGUUUCAUAUAUAUUGCCCAUCCUCGAGCAGUUUCAGGUUUAUCUUGGAGGAAGACUAGCAAAUUUAUGCCUAAAGACUCAGUUGCCAAUAUGCUAGUGACUUCCUGCCGUGAUAACAUUUGCCGUAUUUGGGUACAGACAUUGAUGCCUGAAGAUGGUUUAGUAGAUCUGCAACAAAUAGAAGCAAUUGCCAAUCAAAAUCUCAGAGUCCAGACACAAAGGCAUAGGCGAAAGAUUAUGCAAAGAUUAAAGCACAUGAAAUCAUUUAAUCACUUUAAGAAACAUCAAGCUAGUCAGUUUACAGAAGAUCCUCAUGAACUUAUUGCUGUUCUUCCUAGUACAUAUAGUGUACACGAUUUUCAUAGUUUUGGUAUUCAAGGUUCUGGUGUAACACCAAGUUUACAUUUUCAUUUAGCUGGAAGCAUUAAUGCAGAAAAUGAUAUACCAUUAGUACCAAGUUUGAGUGGAGCACAUAAUGAACCAAAUUUUGUGUUACAUUGGUUAAAUAAUAAGGAAAUGACAUUCACCCAUGCUGCUGAGCAUUUGCUGCAAGAGGUCAGUGAUAAAGUUCUGCAGAUGCAAAACAAGACUCUUGGUAAUCUGGAAACUGAUACUGAGAAUUUUGAAAAUGGAGGGAAAUCUAAUCUUAUGAAUUUAAGAAAAAGCAGCAAUCCUAAGACUGAUUCACCUGAAGCUAUUAAUGAAUUGUUAGGUAGCAAACAAAGUUCUCCAUCAGCAUCAUCAUCUACAUCAAUCGCUACAGACACAUCAAAUUCUCAAUCUCAG
Messenger RNA from Stegodyphus dumicola, 836 nucleotides. It is a transcript of the gene Rbcn-3A, whose product is annotated as rabconnectin-3 alpha. The record is from RefSeq and is a predicted model, not a curated record. Gene Ontology annotation, biological process: vacuolar acidification. Gene Ontology annotation, molecular function: protein binding. NCBI's taxonomy places the organism in Eukaryota, Metazoa, Arthropoda, Arachnida, Araneae, Eresidae. Gene Ontology annotation, cellular component: RAVE complex.